GGAUCUACGUAUCAUGUUUCAUGGUUAAAAUUCACUUUUACCAAGCAUUUAGUUGUAAGCUAUUGCCAGUGCACCCUAUGAUUAUUCGAGUAUGACUGGAAUAGAAAAAUUUCGAAUUUUUAAAAUCCAAACAAGAUGCGAGAGCGAGUUUUUAUUUUGUGGCAAAAGGUGAUAAUUGGCGACAAAUUUAACUUGUUUUUCAAACUUUUUUUUAAAUAUUUUUUAGCUAGUAUGGAAGCAGGGUCAUCUCGAUGUGAUGAAAUGUUUAAUCAACUUUGAAACGAUAAAUUACCAUUUUAAUGCAUCGAGCUUUUAAUAGUUUUGGAUUGGUGGAAAUGUUGUGUGAACCGUUUCUGAUUUCACAGCACGCUUACGUCUGAGCUGUGCCGUUCGAGGUGUUCAUGAAAUAUGUGAUUUAUUCUUGUUUCUUCGGUUGCCGGUAUAACUAUAAUUAAUUAACCGGAAAAACCCCAACCAAUCCAGGUAUUUACGUUUGUAUAACGCAUGCUGAUUUGUGCGUGACGUUGCUAUUUAUUUUUGUAUAGAGUAAGUGUUACAAAAUAAAGGAUCAGUUUUUGUAAACCAUAACAAGUAUCAUAGAGUAUGGAGUCGAUUAAAAAUUCAUUGAAAUAUUCACAGCAUGGAGCAAGCUUCCAAUAAAGACUUGAAAAGAGAUUACUUCUAUGUACAAACGUAGCUACAUCGUUAUUUCAAGCUGUUGUUAAAGAAAUUUCACGUUAAUCUCCUUGUAGAGGUCAAUUAUGUUACUUAAUGGUUUAAAUUGUUCAUUACCAUCUACAGUAAUGAUUCUCUUGUCUUUCGUAGUCUUUUCGAUAACAAAACCUGUAUACUAUUAUAAAAUCCAAUGCACCUGAAGCGACACUAUCUAAGUGCAACAAUUUUCAACCAUGAACAAGCUUUGUCUUCAGUCAGUUUAGAGGAUAGCUACGUGACUGGUUCAUUGUCACAAAAAUAGUCGAAGUUCCGUGUACUGAAUUACAAUUAACUCAUUCAAAAUGCAAAAUCCACAUCACACAAUGCCAUCCGCACCAAUCACGGCGGAUAAUUAUUUAAUGCGGCCAAUAAAUCAACGAUUGCCAAACACCAACAACAGCAAUUCGGCAUCGUUGCCAAGUCAAACUGGCACUAGCCUUAAUGAUCCGGCAUUUCGGCCAGCUAGUGUCAUUAAUUUAUCGCAUUCCAAUGAUGUUUGUAUCGGUCCAAUGACCCAGUAUCAGGGAGCUGUUACUAUUUACCAGUAUAUGGAUGCCACAGUAGAAGCUUCAAUCGGUCGUAUGCCUAAUGGUACUAUUGGUCCGGGUAUUCGGUCAAACAACAACAGCAAAGACGUCGAAGAUAAGUGCACAAUAUUCGAUAAAAAACAUCUACAAACAUGGAUAUUAGUAUUCGUUUUAAUGGUAAUCAUAGCUGGUGUUGCUGUCGCAAUAUUUCUAUCGUUACGAACAUCUUUGCGUAGUGAAAGACAACAAUCGCAAGAUAUACUGAUUGGAAAAGAAUUUGAAGAUAAUACACACUAGGUUCGACUGAAUUGAAUAAACUUUUUUUAAGACUAUAAA
Bradysia coprophila is the source of this 1577-nucleotide messenger RNA. RefSeq lists its product as uncharacterized. The record is from RefSeq and is a predicted model, not a curated record. NCBI's taxonomy places the organism in Eukaryota, Metazoa, Arthropoda, Insecta, Diptera, Sciaridae.